AUUUAUAAACACACAAUGGAAUUGUUAUUACGUACGAUUAGAAAUUCAAAUAACUUUUUAGGUACUGUUUAUAUUUGUCACUCAGCAUUUUAUUCAAAACAAGUUGGAAAUGCCAUGAAAAAAGUGAUGGGUGGAUCAAAGAAAAAAUUUAAAUACAAUGAAGCACCUCCAAUGCCAAAUCCAAACGCGUUCAGUAAAGGGGCCUUUGAAGGUAAACAGUCAGUAAAUGCGAGGAGGGUUAACGUCUUAAAUAAAACCUUUAUGAGAUACAUAACAGACCUUAUGGCUAGUGGAGAGUGUGCCCACGAGUUUUUAGGACAUGGUAUUGAAAUAAAUAAAGUGCAGGUUAUGCCAGACUACAAAUAUUUACAUGUGUUCUGGAUUGCAAAAGGCACUGCCAACGACGAGGUUGUUGACAAAAUUUUGACUAAAAAUGCUGGACUUUUAAGGCAUGAAUUGUCGCAGUUGAGAGUUAUGGGGGUAAUACCAAAGUUGACCUUUAUUAAGGAUAAAAAGUAUUCAGAAAUUGUUGAGUUAGAUAAUAGAUUAAGUAAAGCGGAUUUUGGGGAGGAUUACACUCCAACAGAACCUUAUAUUAUAUUGAAAUCCCAGUUUGAGUUGUUCACACAACUAGAUAAGGAUACAAAGAUAAAAAUUGAAAAAAUAGAUAAUGAAAUAGAUGAUUCUGAAUGGGAAGAACAACUUCCAAAUAUGCCUCAAAAUGUACUGGGAUUGGAUCAUUCAGUUAUUUUAGAUAGGAUACAAAAAGCAAUGAAAAAGUCAGAAGCACUGCAUAGAUUAACUAGUUAUACUGAAGAUGUAAAAUCUGUGACAAGUACAAAUGAAAAUCCAGUAGAAUACACUAGUGGGCAAUCACAAAGGAUGGCUUUUAAAGAAUUCCUGCAUAAACGACAGAUUACUCGUUAUAAGAAUAAAUCAGAAGACAAAAACUACAUCCCAGACAUGGAGUAUAUAGAAGAGGAACACAUGGAAAAAAGAAGGCAAUUUAUAGACAGCUUAGAUAUAACUUAUAAGGAUGAUAAUGAUUUUAUCUAUGAACUUGAUGAUGAUGAUAAUAAAAAUGUAUAG
Brassicogethes aeneus is the source of this 1089-nucleotide messenger RNA. The record is from the annotation of a GenBank genome assembly. NCBI's taxonomy places the organism in Eukaryota, Metazoa, Arthropoda, Insecta, Coleoptera, Nitidulidae.